Hemibagrus wyckioides is the source of this 1496-nucleotide messenger RNA. It is a transcript of the gene cfap298, whose product is annotated as cilia and flagella associated protein 298. The transcript has 8 exons. The record is from RefSeq and is a predicted model, not a curated record. Bases 107 to 979 code for a protein of 290 amino acids. Gene Ontology annotation, biological process: regulation of cilium movement. Lineage: Eukaryota; Metazoa; Chordata; Actinopteri; Siluriformes; Bagridae.
AUACCACAACAUACGGCUAUCGAUGUUGCUAGGAUUAGCCGGAAGUUGUUAGUCUGCGCGUGUGUGAGUGUGGAGAGGUCUUUUCCAGACUAUCACAGUAGUAGUCAUGGUCCAGCUUCACGUUAAACGCGGCGAUGAGAGCCAGUUUCUGUUCAACACUACAGUGGACAUUUCCAUUCAGACCCUCAUUCAGCAGGUCACUCAGGUCUACAAUGGCAGGCUGAAGGUGGACAGGAUUUGCUCUGAGAUUCCUGAGCUUGCAGAUCAUGGCAUCACACUUCCCCCCAACAUGCAAGGCCUGACCGAAGACCAGAUUACAGAUCUGAAGUUAAAGGACGAAUGGGAAGACAAGUGCAUCCCCAGCGGCGGGGCAGAGUUCAAAAAGGACGAAAUUGGAUGCAGGAACGGACACGCACCCAAUGAAAAAAUGAAGAAUGUUUUGAAGAAGACUAUGGAAGAAGCCAAAGCACUGAUCUCAAAAAAACAAGUGCAAGCGAAUGUGUGUGUAACCAUGGACAUGGUAAAUGAGGCUCUUGACCAGUUGCGAGGAGCAGUGAUGAUCGUUUACCCAAUGGGCCUGCCACCUCAUGAUCCCAUCAGAAUGGAGUUGGAGAAUCAGGAAGAUCUUGCAGGAACACAGGCUUCUCUACAAGUGAUCCCAGAGAAAGAAGCUCAGCUAUGGUGGGCAGGUAAAGAGUUGCUUCAGGACAAAAAGCUACAAGAUUAUAUUGGAAAAAAUGAGAAAACAAAGAUUGUUGUGAAGAUCCAGAAGAGAGGCCAGGGGGCGCCAGCACGGGAGCCUGUGGUCAGCGAGGAAGAGCAGAAACAGAUGAUGAUGCACUAUUACAGGAGGCAGGAGGAACUCAAAAAGCUGAAUGAAACAGAUGAUGAUUCCUAUUUGCAGUCAGAGUGGUCAGACCAACAGGCCUUAAAGAGACAAUUUCAAGGACUUACAAAUAUCAAAUGGGGCCCCAGAUAAAUAGAUCUUACUGACUUUAUAAGAGACAAUUUUGCAAAUAUUGAUGCCUUUUCUGCCUACCUGGGGUGGACGAAAUCUAGAAUCUUCCAGAUCCUCACUUCCUUUUAAAUAGUUUGUUGAGUUGAUAAACACAGCUUGUGAUAUGUCAUUAAAUGUACACUGAGAUAUCAAAUGAUACUAAUUGAACAUCUCUGAGCUCUCCAAGAACAUGGAGAAAGAAGGAUGCAACACCUUUCCUGUCUUUGUCUGUGAUCCUUCCGUUGUGAAAGCCAGUGCUUUUUACGGGCAGGAAGUUGCAUCACAGGCCUUCGGGGAAACAGAUCAUCCAAGGAGCGAAGGAAAGGAUGACAACAUCAGUCUUUUUGCGCUAAAGGAAUGGCUAAGUUAUGGUGAGGUGUGCUGCUCUAUACAAAACAUCUCUGUAUUGAAACUUUCAUUGUAACUCCCUUUCAGUUCAAAGCAAAUGAUUGUUUAUCUUUGUGUAUCAGUUUUAAAGCUGAUAACUAAAGUUUGUGUG